Linum trigynum is the source of this 2311-nucleotide messenger RNA. The record is from the annotation of a GenBank genome assembly. Lineage: Eukaryota; Viridiplantae; Streptophyta; Magnoliopsida; Malpighiales; Linaceae.
GAGCAUCAACAAACUUGGGCCAUCGCCGUCGCCCGCCGUCAACCCACCUACUUAACUUUGACUACUUUUGAACCGGCUCCGCCGCUACACUACCAACAAACGCCGCCGUUCCGGGUUGUCCGCUACCUCCAUAGGAAUCAUCGACAGUCCUUCUUCGCUACUCACAAAGAACAACAGCCAGCUCCUCGCUAGUUGUUGAAAAAAAGCACCUCUUCGCUCCCUCGACGAGUCCGUCCAAAUUGAAAUUGGCAUAAUUUCCCCAAAGGCCAACACUCCCCGAUUCCCACCCACCACUCCUUCUAUAUAGAACUCCGCCUUCCCCGUUUCCUCCUCCCUCCCUCCUCCGCCGCCGCCCAAUUUCCUUUCAAAUCUUUCCUUUUCCCCAUCAAUGGAAGCCUCCACCCUUUCCCGCAUCGGGCUCGCCGGCCUGGCCGUGAUGGGUCAGAACUUGGCCCUCAACAUCGCCGAGAAAGGCUUCCCGAUCUCCGUCUACAACCGCACCACUUCCAAGGUCGACGAAACCCUCCAGCGCGCGCAGAACGAAGGACCCUUCCCUCUCUCCGGCCACUACACUCCUCGCGAUUUCGUCCUCUCCCUCCAGCGGCCCAGAUCUGUCAUCAUCCUGGUCAAAGCAGGGUCCCCCGUUGACCAGACCAUCGCCGCACUUUCCGAGCACAUGGAAUCCGGCGACUGCAUCAUCGACGGCGGGAACGAGUGGUACGAGAACACCGAGCGCCGGAUUCAGGAGGUGAGCAAUCGGGGUAUUCUUUAUUUGGGUAUGGGUGUCUCCGGCGGCGAGGAAGGUGCACGUAACGGCCCUUCCUUGAUGCCCGGUGGGUCUUUCGAAGCUUAUAAUAACAUCAAGGAUAUCCUAGAGAAAGUAGCUGCUCAGGUUGAGGAUGGUCCUUGCGUUACUUAUAUUGGGGAAGGUGGAGCUGGGAAUUUUGUGAAGAUGGUUCACAAUGGGAUUGAGUACGGCGAUAUGCAGCUCAUCUCUGAAGCUUAUGAUGUGUUGAAGAACGUGGGCGGGUUGUCGAAUGAGGAGCUUGGUGAGAUUUUUGGGGAGUGGAAUCGAGGGGAGCUCGAGAGUUUCCUGAUUGAGAUCACUUCCGACAUUUUCAAGGUUAAAGAUGAUCUUGCCGAUGGGGAGUUGGUGGAUAAGAUUCUGGAUAAGACUGGGAUGAAGGGUACUGGUAAGUGGACGGUUCAGCAAGCUGCUGAGCUCUCUGUUGCUGCACCCACUAUUGCUGCUUCUUUGGACUGCAGGUACUUGAGUGGGUUGAAGGAAGAGAGGGAGAAUGCUGCUGAGAUUUUGAAGGAGGCUGGAUUGAAGGAGGAAGUUGGAGCCGUGAAGAGUGGCAUUGAUAAGAAGAGGUUGAUUGACGAUGUGAGGCAGGCAUUGUAUGCUUCCAAGAUUUGUAGCUAUGCUCAAGGGAUGAAUCUGUUGAGGGCCAAGAGUAUCGAGAAAGGCUGGAACUUGAAUUUGGGAGAGAUGGCCAGGAUUUGGAAAGGCGGGUGUAUUAUCAGGGCAGUGUUUUUGGACAGGAUCAAGAAGGCUUAUCAGAGGAAUCCAAACUUGGCUAGCUUGAUUGUUGACCCAGAAUUCGCCAGGGAGAUGGUUCAGAGGCAAGCAGCUUGGAGAAGAGUUGUGGGUACGGCCAUCUCAGCAGGGAUCAGUACACCUGGAAUGUGUGCUUCUCUUGCUUACUUCGACACUUACAGACGUGCUAGACUGCCAGCCAAUCUUGUCCAGGCUCAGAGGGACUUGUUUGGGGCACAUACUUAUGAGAGGGUUGAUCGCCCUGGUGCGUUCCAUACCGAAUGGACAAAACUCGCUCGCAACAGCAAUGCUGCUGGUGUGCAUGCUUUGAACUAAAGCUUUGAUGUUGAAGACCUGUUGGGGUUUGUCUUGCUUGUUUCUGGGUUUCGAUUGGGUUGUUUGCCUAUUUGAAUUUAGAAGAAAGUGUAUGUUGCGCAUUCAGGAAAAGAUUGGCUAGGCAUAACAAAGGACCAUUUAGUUGUUUACUUUACCGUUAAUAAGAAAUGCUUGCCUCUUUAGACUUCAUUGAGUUUACAAUGGAAAUGGAAAUAGUUAUGUUUCUUCGCCUGUUUAUUUUUGCUUCUACUUAAUUGAUUUUCCCAGUUAGAAAAGUAAUUGAAAGUUGAAGUCUUUCUAUUGAUACAAAGCAAUACAUGGGCAUCUGUUACUUGCCAUGCAUUCAUAUAGUCACAACCUUUAGAAGGGAUUGUGGUACAAUGGAUACCGUGAUCAACAUGGAAGAAGAAGACUGAAGAAAAGUUAGGUAUAUGA